AUGUUCUUGUCCCCCGAACAGUUCGUAAGACUCACCGAGUAUGCGUCAUGUAAGUCCUGAGGUAAAACGCGUUAGUCAUUUAUCUCUGAAGUCUUACUUAAAAAAACAGUAAGCCUUAAUUUAAUUCUAGAUUCAAGUCACAAACUGGUGGAUAUGCUUCCAGAGUUCCAGCCAGACGGAAUGUUCUUCAAAUAUCUUUCUGAUGAUCUUCAGGUAGGUCGUCCUCUUACAUAAAGUUGUCGAUUUAGACCAUUGACUUUGCUGGAUUUGUUCAAUUCAUCAACUGCUAUUUCGGCGCUGAACUUCCCUUAGAUCUAACUCAACAAUUCUUCCUGUCAUUUGUUCAAGGAAGUGAGCAAGGCAAGAAUUUUGUACUAUUCCAAUCACAUUACAGAUGUAAAAGCGAACCAACAGACAUUUCGGAGGCCAUCUUUUAUGACUCAUAAGCUGAGUACAGUAGCCAGUCCUUCCACCUCCAAUAAUCGAAAGAAAUCCACCAUACAAACACAAAAUAAUGUGCAGACUGUAAGGUCAUCCACUUGAUCUGAUCAUUUUUAGUUUAAUAUUGAUGCCUCUAAAAGGGUUCCAUUAAAACCAUUGGUAUGCUAUCUUUCCUUAUUGGAAGGGGCACCUCCCGAAGAUAAACUCGAGUUUGUUUUCCAUGUAUAUGACUCGGAUGACAAUGGAUUCUUGGAUAAUAAGGCAAGUGGAUCAUCAGAUCAAACAAAAAAUAAGUAAAUAGGGUUUAACAGGAUUGUUUCAGGAGAUGGAAGGGAUAAUCGAACAGAUGAUGAAUGUGGCCAGAUAUCAGCAAUGGGAUACGAUUGAAUUGGAACCGGUAAACCAUAAAACCAGAGAAUUUAUUUUAGAUCUUACGUCAAAUGAUGCACGAAAUCGAUUAUGACAAUGAUGGAAUCGUUUCCUUAGAAGGUGAGGUGCCAAUAAUAAGAAUAAUUACAAUUUCAGAAUGGAAACGCGGAGGUCUUACAACAAUCCCCUUACUAGUACUCUUAGGAAUUGAUACGGUAAGUGCUGAUUAGGUCGGUAACCCUGGAAAGAAUUACUCAGAACUUGUUUUCUACUCCUUUUCUUCCUUCGACGUCUUUAAGAAGAACGUCGACGGAUGGAACUGUUCGCCCAACUAAUCAAAACAUUUGUCUGAUUUCAAUUCCUUUUCAAUUAAGCGGAACUAAAACACAUUUAAAUACGUUUCAGGAGAUGAAAGAAGAUGGAUGCCAUAUUUGGAGACUCCGCCAUUUCAGUAAACCCACUUACUGUAAUGUUUGUUUGAACGUGUUGGUCGGAUGGGGAGGGAAACAAGGGCUAGCAUGUUCCUGUAAGUUUCCUUUUUACUAAAAAUAUUGUUCCCGGAAACAAGCUAAUAAAAAUAAUUUUUAGUAUGUAAAUAUACUGUACACGAAAGAUGCGUCCGAUCAGCCCAGAAUUCCUGUAUUCACACCUACAAUUCGAAUCCAUCAAAGGAACAGAUUAUGGCCCAUCAUUGGAUCGAAUCAAACAGUGCUGCCAAAUGUGUGAGAUGCAAAAGUACAGUAUCCAUAUUUCAAGGGAAACGGUGUAGAUGGUGUAAGAACGUGGUAAGGCCAUUUUUUUAUUUCAUCCAGAGUUUAGUUACAUAACAAAUGUCUGGACCAAUGGCCUAAGGAAUGUGAUUUUGGAGCACUCUCAUACCACGUCCUGCCACCGGUCAAUAUCAUCCCUACUUUCUUGGACAGAUCCCAACAACAGAAUCAUGGCCAUUUAUUACAAUUGACUCCUCCCAAAGGGAAUAAAAGACCGUUGUUGGUGCUAAUUAAUCCAAAAAGUGGAGGAAGGCAAGGAGAGAGGAUAUACAGGAAAUUACAGUAUCUCCUGAAUCCACGACAAGUCUACGAUCUCUGCAAAGACGGCCCCGAAGUGGGGUGAGUCGUCUUAAAGGUUUAAUUUAACUCAUCUUUAGUCUGAAUCUGUUCAAAUCCAUCAAAAAUGUUAAUAUCCUUGUAUGUGGAGGAGACGGAACAGUAGGCUGGGUUCUUGAGAAGAUGGGUAGGUUGAUACUCACUAAUUCAAAAAGUCACAGAUAAAAUUGACUACGGGGAUAACCGUCCACCAGUGGCCGUUCUUCCUCUGGGAACAGGAAACGAUCUGGCACGUUGUCUAAAGUGGGGAGGCGGUUACGAGAAUGAACCUCUUCUCAAGAUUCUACAGAGUAUAGAAAAAUCAACUCAGGUAAAUUAAUCAAUAACUGAAUGAACCAAGGUUUAGGUAAUGAUGGACAGAUGGCAGAUUACAAUAGAACAGACAAAGAAAUGCGAGAAGGGAGAUCCACAACCUUAUCAUAUCAUUAACAAUUAUUUUUCGAUUGGAGUUGUAAGUAGAAAUGGCGAUUAAUUAAUGUGAAGUAGGACGCUUCAAUUGCUCAUCGAUUUCACGUGAUGAGAGAGAAAUACCCCGAAAAAUUCAACAGUAGGAUGAGAAAUAAGCUAUGGUAUUUUGAAUUGGGGACCAGUGAGACUUUGUCCAGCACAUGCAAGAAACUGCACGAACAAAUUGAUAUACUGGUAGGUCCAUUUGGACAUCCCAAUUUAAAAUUUCAGUGUGACGGAGAGACAAUUGAUCUUGGAAAUGGCCCUAAUUUGGAAGGAAUCGCCCUACUUAACAUUGCCUCAAUUUAUGGAGGAAGUAAUCUCUGGGGAAGCAGUAGAAAACCUUCAUCUUGGCAUAUUCCUUUCCUCUUUCCCAAGAUCGUGAGUAGUUCAGCUCAACUCCAAAACCGAGUGCAGGACAUCGGCGACAAAUUAGUUGAAGUAGUUGGUUUAGAAUCGGCCAUUCAGAUGGGGCAGAUAAAAGCAGGCGUGAGAGGCGCGGCGAGAAGACUAUCACAAUGCUCUACCGUGGUUAUACAGUAGGCCUCCAUCCUAUGUACAAUAUAAUAUUCAGAACUCAUAAACCAUUCCCCAUGCAAAUUGAUGGAGAACCUUGGAUGCAGCCCCCUUGCAUUAUUCAGAUCAUUCACAAAAAUCAGGUGCCCAUGUUGGUUGGGACGUCAGGUAAGAAAAUAUAUAAGGAAACAAAGAUUUCCAGGAAAACGAAAGAAGAGCUCGUGGAAUAUAUUAAAACGUCAACCAACGGAUGAUAGUUAA
Molecule: messenger RNA, 3140 nt
Organism: Bursaphelenchus xylophilus (pine wood nematode)
Lineage: Eukaryota; Metazoa; Nematoda; Chromadorea; Rhabditida; Aphelenchoididae
Source: the annotation of a GenBank genome assembly